Molecule: messenger RNA, 997 nt
Organism: Lepus europaeus (European hare)
Lineage: Eukaryota; Metazoa; Chordata; Mammalia; Lagomorpha; Leporidae
Gene: RPL15
Product: ribosomal protein L15
Exons: 4
Coding region: 101-715 (204 amino acids)
Biological process (GO): cytoplasmic translation
Cellular component (GO): ribosome; cytosolic large ribosomal subunit
Molecular function (GO): RNA binding; structural constituent of ribosome
Source: RefSeq, a predicted model, not a curated record
ACCGGAAAGAGGCUGUCUGAAGUGGGGGAGGAGCCCAAAAGGGAUUGUGGGAGAAAGGCUCCUUCCUUUCCGUCUGCCGGCAGCCAUCAGGUAAGCCAGGAUGGGCGCGUACAAGUACAUCCAGGAGCUAUGGAGAAAGAAGCAGUCGGACGUGAUGCGCUUCCUCCUGCGGGUCCGCUGCUGGCAGUACCGCCAGCUCUCGGCGCUGCACAGGGCGCCGCGCCCCACGCGGCCCGACAAGGCGCGCAGGCUGGGCUACAAGGCCAAACAAGGUUAUGUCAUCUAUAGGAUUCGUGUGCGCCGUGGUGGCCGCAAGCGCCCGGUUCCCAAGGGUGCGACCUACGGCAAGCCUGUCCAUCAUGGCGUUAACCAGCUCAAGUUUGCACGAAGCCUUCAGUCUGUUGCCGAGGAACGAGCUGGGCGCCACUGUGGAGCUCUGAGAGUCCUGAAUUCUUACUGGGUUGGUGAAGAUUCCACAUACAAAUUCUUUGAGGUUAUCCUCAUUGAUCCAUUCCAUAAAGCCAUCAGAAGAAAUCCUGACACCCAGUGGAUCACCAAGCCAGUCCACAAGCACAGGGAAAUGCGUGGGCUGACAUCUGCAGGCCGCAAGAGUCGUGGCCUUGGAAAGGGUCACAAGUUCCACCACACUAUUGGUGGUUCUCGCCGUGCAGCCUGGAGAAGGCGCAAUACCCUCCAGCUGCACCGUUACCGCUAACUCAAGUAAUGUUUGUAAAAUUCAUACCUAAUAAACCAUUUAGGACAGUCAACGUCUGCUUAAAGGUGUUAUUUGUCUGUUAAACUAGUCUGCCAAUAAUUUCAUGAAUGCUUUGUCAAAUUAUGAAAGUUAAAAGUGCAAUAAUGUUUGAAGACUGGUGUAUCUUGUUUCUAAUAAGGUAAACUUUUACCUUAUUAGGGGAUUCAUGUGUCAGUGUUUAAAACAUGCUGUGUGGUAAAAUAGGUGUAAAAUAAACUCUUGAAAAGAGGAGUGUUGAAACUA